Melopsittacus undulatus (budgerigar) is the source of this 5739-nucleotide messenger RNA. It is a transcript of the gene DNMBP, whose product is annotated as dynamin binding protein. Gene Ontology annotation, cellular component: cytoplasm. Gene Ontology annotation, biological process: cilium assembly; intracellular signal transduction. Gene Ontology annotation, molecular function: guanyl-nucleotide exchange factor activity; protein binding. The transcript is spliced from 16 exons. The record is from RefSeq and is a predicted model, not a curated record. The coding region runs from base 95 to 4750 and encodes 1551 amino acids. Lineage: Eukaryota; Metazoa; Chordata; Aves; Psittaciformes; Psittaculidae.
GGCGGGAGCGGGACCCGCAGGGCCAGAGCGGCCGAGGCGCCCGGAGCGGGCCGGGAGAAGCCUUAGGUACUGAUCCACCUUCAGACCCUGUGCAAUGGAAGCUGGUUCUGUGGUACGAGCAGUCUUUGAUUUCUGUCCCAGCGUCUCUGAAGAGCUGCCCCUCUUUGUGGGAGAUGUCAUCGAGGUGCUGUCAGUGGUGGAUGAGUUCUGGCUCCUCGGCAAGAAGGAAGGUGUCACAGGGCAGUUUCCAAGCAGCUUUGUGGAACCUGUGGAUAUUCCCCCUUUGAAGCAGGGAGAAAAACUGUUUGUUUGUACCAGUGACUUCACGUCUCAAGAGCCAGGGAGCUUGUCAUUGCAAAGAGGAGACCUGGUGAUCCUGGGGGGGUCCCUGGCCUCGAGCUGGCUCCAGGGCCGAAGCAGCUGGGGUUCCAAGGGCUUUUUCCCUUCAUCAUGUGUGCGGGAGUUAUGCCUUUCGGUUCAGAGCCGUCAGCUGUCCCAGAGUGCUCUCCUGGAAGUGCCUGCCUACUCACUGGGCCAAGCCCGGGCCCUAAUGGACUUGUCUGCUCAGCUAGAGGAGGAAUUGGACUUCCGGGAAGGGGAUGUGAUCAACAUUGUUGGCAUCCCAGAGCCUGGAUGGUUCGAAGGUGAGCUCAGAGGCCAUAGGGGCAUCUUCCCAGAGGGUUUUGUGGAACUGCUUACUCCUCUGCGAGCAUCAGGAACCUCAGUGGAUCCAAAACCCACAGAGACUUGUGACACCAAUGGGACAGUGGAAGCACCACCCAAGGAGGAGGAGAAGCCAGGGAGCACUUACGGUGUUGCCCUUUAUCAGUUCCAAGCGCUGGAGUCCAAGGAAUUGGAUUUUGAUGUGGGUGACAGGAUUCGAAUUGUAGGCGUUCUGGAGGAUGGAUGGCUGGAAGGGGAGCUGAGGGGUCAACGUGGCAUCUUUCCACACCGAUUUGUGAGGCUAGAAGCCUCUGAGGCUUGCAGGGAUAAGGCAGGUGCUGAGGAUCCCCAAGAUGCGGGCAGCUGUGGAGUGACCAUCCAUGAGGACCUGGGAGAUACUUGCUCUGAAUCUCUUCCUUUGCCAGGAAAGGAUGGCAGGGAAAAGGAGGAUGAUUUAGCAGCACACCCCGAGCCUGACACCAUUUUGACUCACCAGGUAGGGAGAUCAGGGGAUCCUCUUGCCACUGACUUGAGACAGCAUGAUGCCUUUCCCAGCACAGGACACCAAGGACCAUAUGCCAAAGGCACAGCAGACUCCAUUCCCUUUGGCCAUACGAAGACAGUCAAUGGCCUUCUCCCAUCUGCUCAGCUGCCUCCCCAACAAGGCAACAAGCCUGACCAAGCAGGUGAGCUGGAGACUGAAAGUACUGUUUCAGCCUCCCCAGGAAACUCAGAAACUCACACCCUACCUGAGCAUGAUGGAGACCAUCCCACUGUGCUCCUGAAAGCUCCCCGCUUUCCCCAGGAUCCUUGCAGGAGCCAAGUGACUUCUCCUAAUAACUGGACAGCAUCUGAGCCCCAGGAGAGCCAGAGCAGUGCCCAGGACCUGGACAAUUGUCUGGACAGCCAACAGGAGAAGUCCAAACCCUGUUCCUCCAGCCUGGGAGGUGCUCAGGUGGGCCUGGACACACGGGCUGGGAGCUCGUUGGAAUGCUCUCCACUUGCAGCACAGGGGGAUGGCUGCACAGACCUUGACUCCAAACUGACUGAGCAGCUGGCACAGUUUGAGAAGAGCCUGUCGAGUACCAGUGCUGAACAGGACAAGGUCUCUCGCCACUUCUCUAUCUUGGACUACAGCUCUGAGAAGGACAUUGUCCGUGGGUCUCCUGAAUCUGCACCCCUCACCAGGCAGCCGGAGAGGAGGAAGGCCCUGCGGCCACCUCCUCCUCGGCCCAGCAGCUUGGCAACAACUGCUGUGCACACACUGGGUGCCCAGGUGCCCAAAGGCAGGUCUCUGUCCUUCUCUGUCAAGCCCUCACGGCCUGCACCCCGGCCUCCAAGCAACCAACGAAAGAAUGUGGCCCCUGCACAGCUGCAGCCCAGUGCCCAGGAGCAGCGGGUGGAGGAGGGACGUGAGGACUUGACGUGGGCAGGAAGAGCUUCCCCCCACUCCAUUCUGCUGACAAGGAUCAGAGAGGUGGAACGAGACCUGGAGGCUUAUGGCAAGACCCGUGCUGAGCUAAGUCUGAUGCUGGAGGGGCAGCAGGAUGAGCUGGUGAGAGCAGAGACCCUGGAAAACCUUGAUUUCUGUGACUCCAAUAUUGAGAGCCUUAGCAUGGAGCUGCAGGAGCUGAGAGAGAUGACUCUCCUGUCCUCCCAGACGCCAGUCCUGGAAACAUCCUCAGCUGCUGCCGAGAGCCCCGAGCAAAGGAUGCUGGAGAAGAGGGCCAAGGUUAUUGAGGAACUGCUCCAGACAGAGCGGGACUAUAUCAGAGACCUGGAAAUGUGUGUGGAGAGGAUCAUGGUGCCCCUGCAGCAGGCACAGAUGCAGAACAUAGACUUUGAGAGUCUUUUUGGAAACAUCCACGUGGUGAUUAGCUUCUCCAAGCAGCUGUUGUCCACCUUGGAGGCUUCAGAUGCCAUCGGGCCAGUGUUCCUGGCACAGCGCGCAGAGCUGGAAAGUGUCUACAGAGUGUAUUGCCAGAACCAUGAUGAGGCCAUUGCACUGCUGGAAACCUAUGAGAAGGAUGAGAAGAUGCAGAAACUACUCCUGGACCUGCUGGAUAGCCUCAGGAGCCUGUACAGUGAGUGGGGCUGCACAAACUACAUUAACCUGGGCUCCUUCCUCAUCAAGCCAGUGCAAAGGGUGAUGCGGUACCCGCUGCUGCUGAUGGAGCUGCUGAGUGCCACCCCUGAGGCUCACCCUGACAAGGCACCGCUGACAGCUGCUGUCCUUGCUGUCAAAGAAAUCAACGUUAACAUCAAUGAAUACAAGCGCCGGAAGGACCUGGUUCUGAAGUACCGGAAAGGUGAUGAGGAUAGCCUCAUGGAGAAGAUCUCCAAGCUCAACUUCCACUCUAUUAUCAAGAAAUCCAACCGUGUGAGCAGCCACCUCAAGCAUCUCACAGGCUUUGCGCCCCAGCUGAAGGAUGAAGCCUUUGAAGAGACAGAGAAAAAUUUCCGGAUGCAGGAGCGACUGAUCAAGUCCUUCAUCCGGGACCUUUCUCUCUACCUGCAGCACGUCCGGGAGUCGGCUUGCAUGAAGGCACUGGCAGCAGUGAGCAUGUGGGACUUGUGCAUGGAGAAGAGCAGUGGGGACUUGGACCAGUUUCAGAAAGUGAAUCGACUCAUCAGUGACCAGCUCUUCUCCAAAUUCAAAGAGCGGACGGAGCGGUUGGUGAGCUCGCCACUGAACCAGCUGCUGAGCAUGUUUGCGGGGCCCCACAAGCUGGUGCAGAAGCGUUUUGAUAAGCUCCUCGAUUUCCACAACUGUACGGAGAGAGCGGAGAAGCUGAAGGACAAGCGAACGCUGGAGGAGCUGCAGUCUGCCCGUAACAACUAUGAGGCCCUCAAUGCCCAGCUGCUGGAUGAGCUGCCCCAGUUUCUGCGCUUCGCCAAGGAGCUGUUUGCCAGCUGUGUGAGGGGCUAUGCCGAAGCACACUGCGACUUUGUGCGCCUGGCCCUGGAGGAGCUCAGACCUCUCUUGUCGUUAUUGAAGGUGUCCAGCAGGGAAGGGAACCUCAUUGCCAUCUUCCAGGAUGAGCACAGUCGAGUCCUCCAGCAGCUCCAGGCCUUCACCUUCUUCCCAGAGACUCAGGCAGCUCCCAAGAAGCCUUUUGAGAGGAAGAGCAUGGAGCGGCAGUCUGCCCGGCGACAGCCCAUUAUUGGCUUGGUGAGUUCCCUCUGCCCUGUAUCAGAGCUUGCAGAGUUCAGGACAACAACUCACACCUGCCUUGUUCCUCUGCAGCCCAGUUACCUCCUGCAGUCUGAUGACAUCCGAGCUGCCCUCUUGGCCCGCUAUCCCCCAGACAGUCUCUUCCAGGCAGACCGCAAUUUCAAUGCUGCCCAAGACCUGGAUGUCUCACUGCUGGAAGGAGACAUCGUGGGUGUCAUCAAGAAGAAGGACCCCAUGGGCAGCCAGAAUCGCUGGCUCAUAGACAAUGGGGUGACCAAGGGCUUUGUGUAUAGCUCAUUUCUGAAGCCCUACAACCCACGCCGCAGCCAGUCGGAUGUCUCUGUGGGCAGCCACUCUUCCAACGAGUCAGAGCACAGCAGCUCUUCUCCCCAAAGCAACACUACACUGACCUUCAGCCCCAGCGGGGAGGCCGUCACCUUCACUCAGAAACCCCUGCAGGACUUGCCCUCCACAGCAGACCCAUACCAGUCCCCACAGCCUUCCUUAGAGGUGGACUCCCCCUCAUCAUCCCAGCUUGGCUCUGCAGACAGAACAGCCCCGCUGGAAGCUGCUCCAGUGGUGUCCCAGCGCCGCUACAGCCGCCCUGAGCCAGGCUACAGCACCCACUCUCGCAAUGGGCACCCGUCCAAAGCCCAUCUCAGGCCUGUGCCCUCUGUGGAGGACAGAGACUCUGGGCUGGAGAGCAGCGAGUCAGAGGGCAACCAGGUCUAUUACGCUCUCUACACUUUCAAAGGCCGAAACACCAAUGAGCUGAGUGUGUCAGCUAACCAGAGACUCAGGAUCCUGCAGUUCGAGGACAUCACAGGCAAUCAGGAGUGGUGGCUGGCCGAGGCGCAUGGGAAGCAGGGCUAUGUGCCCUCUAGUUACAUCCGGAAGACAGAAUACACGUGAGGUGGUGGGCAGGACCUUGCACCCUAUGCCUUGAUGCUGCUGGGACUGCCAGGAGCCUCAGGGAGGCUGGCCAGCCCUGCAGCCCCCAUUGCUCACCCAGAGAUGUCCCUUACAUCGCUGCAGUACUCCUGAGCCCCAGCAUGCUGGCUGCCACCUCCCUUCUGUGGAGGCAGAAGGGUGGGCUAGCAGGGCAGGCAGCUUGUGUGAGGGCAGGGGUGAGUUCAUCUGUGCUGUUCAAGCCUCCUGUGUCCAUCCAGCCAGGAGCAGGGGAGCAAAGCUUCGGCCAUGGCCCAGGAGCAUUAGGCUUGAACAAGGCUGAGGAGCCACUGUGAGUUUAAAUUGUGAAGGCUGAUGAUGAGUUUCUGAAGUCCAUCUGUAGCCAAGUAGUGUUAAAAGCAACCCAGCUCUUGUGAAGUAGCAGGAGUCUGGUCUCGCCUCUGUGGGCAGGACCUCAGGAUGGGACAUGUACACACCACCUGGGGAGCAGCUCUGAAGUUUGCUGGGAGCAGUUGAGCUCCAGUGCUGGGAUGGCCCCAGCCUCUGAACACCCCACAGCAGUGCCCCAGUGGGUGCUUUGUCCCCAUGCUUGGUCACAGGCCUCUCCAAGCUCUGCUGCUUGGUUCUUGUCUUCCAAGUGAGCCAGAAAUCCAGAAUGCCGUCUUCCCUUGCCAGUGCAAUAGCUCCAGUGCGCAAGACCCGUCUUUGCCCUGACAAACCCACCUUGCUGCUUUGAGCUGGGGCAAGGCAGAAGGCAAAGCACAGGCUGUCUUCCCAGCCUGGUAUUUUGGGGCUCUUCCUGCAGGACACUGGAGGUACAUAUUCAAGUUGUGGGAGGGCAAGGCCUUCCCCAUGUGGGAUGUGGUACCCUUUGUCAGGGUGGUGUGUCCUACCCACUGCUGCAGUGCCCUGAAGAAGGGAAGCUCCCUUCUCUUGGGACAAUGUUUGUAUUUGCUGUACUGCUGCUCUGUAAAUAAAGAUUUGUCCUUGUA